AUGUUAGUAAGGUAUUUUGUGUUAUUAUUUAUUUUUAAGUUCAGUGAAGCUGAUGAAAGAUCUCACAGAGUUAGAAGAAUUGUAGGAGGUAUACCUGCAGAUAAGCCCCCAGAAGAUGAUCCUGUGGUAUUCACAAGAUUUGCGGAAAAAAGCGCAAAAAUUAUAGGUACAAGAAGUUCGCAACAAUAUGUUUUUCGCGGUAUAAGAUAUGCACACCCGCCCAUUGGUUCAAACAGAUUUGUUAGACCGAGAGAAAAAUUUCUGGAAGGUGAAAUAAACGCUACUCAACUUCCACCACCCUGCUUACAGCCAAUGCCUGGUCAAAACAAAGUUGUGGGAAGUGAAGAUUGUUUGUUUUUGAAUAUUUUUACACCUACUUUGCCUACAGGAACUGAAGGUUUGCCAGUGGUUGUUUGGAUACAUGGUGGUGGUUUUAGAUACGGUUCUGCUUCACAAUAUGGGGUAAAUCAUUUGGUAGGCAAGCAGCUGGUGGUGGUCACGAUACAGUACAGACUUGGUUCGCUGGGAUUUUUGAGUUCGGGUUCGCAAGAUUUACCCGGAAAUGCUGCCCUCUGGGACAUGGCGCUUGCUACCCAGUGGGUUCGUAAUUAUAUCGGGUUUUUUGGUGGUAAUCCUCAUCGAAUCGUUGUUAUGGGCCAUGGAACUGGUGCCAGCAGCACUCUACUUGUUACGCUUUCUAAUAUAGCAAAAGGUAUUUCUGGGGUGGUAGCUAUGUCAGGUACCGCAGUAUCACAUUGGGCUACUGAUAAUACACCACGAAAUACUGCUUUAGAAGUUGCUACCCAUAAUGGUUGUCCCACAGCAUCUACCUUAAUAAUGAUCAAAUGUUUACAAAAUACACCACCUGAAAGUAUUAUACAAGGUGACUCAAUGAUAGAAUUCCAAAGACUCCGAAACCAAGGAUUUGUGUCGGGCCUAAAUGGGCAGUUGUCAGCCGCUCCUGUAAGAGAAGGGUACCAUGAUGGAAGAUCUUUACCGCCAUUGGUUGAAGACGAUCCAAUCAACGAUCUAAAAAGCCAAAAGAACCCUGAUAUACCGCUAUUAACUGGAAUCACCAAACAUGAAACUAGCAGAGCAGUACAUGGUCAAUACAAAGACGAGGUUUUGGAGAAACUUAAGACGAUUCCGAACUUUUUGGAUAAAGUUUUGAUUAAAAAUCUUCAAGGUUUUCUAGUGAGAGGAUCUAAUAAAAACCAAACUGGUACAAGUAAGAAUAAUCUGUUUGGAAUAUUAGGGGGAGUCGGGGAUUCUUUAUUGAAUUUCAGAAAUUAUAUUCAAGUAAAAAAAAACGAUCUUAAGGAAGGAUUGUCAAAAAUAUCGGAAGCAACAAGUGAUGCUUUAUUUAAUGUUCCUGCAUUUUUAACUGCCGGACUUUGGUCUCAAAAAGGUUCCCCAACUUAUUUGUAUAGUUUUGAACAUGCUGGAAAAAUGAAGAAAGGCUAUAGUUUCCUAAAAGGCAUGCCAAUUGUUGGAAAUGGAACUAUGACCGACGACAACGAAACCAUCGGUCACGGCGACGACCUAAACUACCUUUUCGAAGCUAACGACAUCUUCGGAAAUCCCAUAGAAAACAACGAAAUCAUGAACGAAGACGACCGGAAAGUGCGCGAAGUUUUUACGCAAAUGAUUGCUGAUUUUGCGCGCACCGGUAAACCGAUUAUAAACAACAAAGAAGCGCCACCUUUUAGCGCUACGAAAAACAAUUUUAUCCAGAUAAAACCGAAACCGCAGCUGUCGGAUAGUUUUAGGUUCUGCCAGAUGGCGCUGUGGUGCAACAUUGCGGAAAGAUUAAAAAGUAGCAGUUGCCAGUUUUUAAACGGGUUGGACACAACUGUUAAAGGCAUACAGGAAGGAUUUUUCGAUACUAUUAAUACAACUGGGUCGAAAUUAGGUUUAGAAGGGGCUGCCAAUAUAAGUCAGCAAUAUAAUAUAUUAGACCCUAAAAAUAAAGUCAAUCAGAACAUUAAUAUUUUCAAUCCGAAUCAUAAGAAUACUUCUACUGCUCAGCAAGCCGCUAAUAUAAGCCAGCAGUAUAAUAUAUUUGAUCCAAAGAAUAAAGUCAAUGAAAAUAUAAAUAUAUUCAACCCAAAUCAUAAUAAAAAUAAAAAUGCCAAUAAUCCGCAAAAGCAAUUUUUAGAUAGCGUUAAUAUUUUUAGAACAAGGAAUCAAAGGGCUAACCCUAAAAGUGAAAAAAAAUUAAUGGUUCUAUUUAAAUAA
Messenger RNA from Brassicogethes aeneus, 2238 nucleotides. The record is from the annotation of a GenBank genome assembly. Lineage: Eukaryota; Metazoa; Arthropoda; Insecta; Coleoptera; Nitidulidae.